Molecule: messenger RNA, 2327 nt
Organism: Phymastichus coffea
Lineage: Eukaryota; Metazoa; Arthropoda; Insecta; Hymenoptera; Eulophidae
Product: putative ankyrin repeat protein RF_0381
Exons: 3
Coding region: 86-2008 (640 amino acids)
Molecular function (GO): protein binding
Source: RefSeq, a predicted model, not a curated record
AAAUCAAUCAUUUAGUAGUUGACAAUCUGUACGAACAUAUUAGGCGCACGUUUGUUUUGACUUGUCUAAAAUAUUGUUUUGGAGAAUGGAGUCGAAGGGAAAGAUGUGUCAAAAGAUGGAAUUAAAAAGCCUCUGCAAAUGUGAUAAAUGUAAAAUUAAAAAAGUUGACAAGUGGCUCCGUAAGAAACGGCCAUCUCUCUUUCCGAUGUGCUAUCAAUUUAGGAAGGCAUAUUUCGAUAAUGACCAACCUAUCCUGGGGCAACUGCAAGUAUUCUUCGAGCAUAAGCGUUGUCUCUGCUGCGGUUAUACUCUCUUGCACUUGGCCGUCAAUGUUGGCUCCAGAGACUUAGUCAAAUACUACCUUAGCAGAAAGCAUGACGUAGAGGUGAGGACCGACAAUGGAGAAACGGCGCUGCAUUUGGCUUGUGCCGUCGAUGAUUCGUGGUUCGUGGAGCAGCUGCUCAUUGCCAAAGCUGACGUACAGACCACAGACAAUCUCGGCUGCACACCGUUGCAGAUCUGCCUGAGCCACGAUAAGCCAUCGGCAGCUACCUUGAAAGUGCUCUUCGACUAUGGCGCUAGACCUAACAGACUUUUCAAUGUUGGCAACGAUCCUGAAGAAUCGAUUGCUAUGGUGGUCAAAGCCAAUGCGAGACAUUCUUGUGGAGUAUUGCCACUCUAUGAAGCUGUGUACAAGGGUAAUCACAACGUCGCUCGACAGUUGCUCCAGAAUGGCGCCUGUCCUAAUAGUCUCAACUGCUACCAACGUAGUUUGCUGCAGGUGGCCUGUUUUAACAAUUCGGUUGGGUGCGCGGAGGCUCUCGUCCAUGCUGGUGCUAAUGUGAACGAGUCAGAUUUGGAAGGAAGGACAGCAUUACAUUACGCAAUCAUCAGCGAAAGUACGGAGAUCGUGGAGCUGUUGUUGGCCAACAAUUGCGAUUUGUGGGCGAGAGACUCGGACGGUUAUACGGCCUUUGGAAUGGCCGCACUGACGAACCGCUUGCAAGUAUCGGAUCAACUGCUAAAUCACGGCGCCUGGUGUACUGAGGUAUUGCUUAUGGAGGUUCUCGAGCGUCAAUGCAGUGAGGUAGCUCUUUUGAUACUUCGUCGAGGCAACUUUAGAGUUCAUGAUACCAAGUUUGGCCAAACGCUUCUGUACUGCGCUAUAGCCACGGGACAGCAAGAACUUGUGUGUUAUCUUGAAAGUUUGGGUGUUAAAGUAACGUACGAUGGAUCUGAUGAUGAAGAAGAGAAUCUUCCGAUUGUUUCAUCCUACGCACAUUCGCUCACAAAGACUACGCUGUCGACUCGGUUAGUUUCGAAUAAUCUUGUCGCUUAUCGGUCGACGGAAUAUCCAACUAGAAACAUAGUCGAUCCGCGAUAUUCAUGUUCAGCGCCAAAGACAAUAAUGCCCGUUACUUUUGUUCCGAGUAAACUUGUUUCUCAUCGUACAACCGAUCGUUCGAUCAAAAAGAUAGGUAACAAUAAUACAGGUGAAAUGAAGAGAAACUGUACUUAUAUUCUACGUCCUCAUAAUACGACGCUGAAUACUGCUCUUCACAGCAAACAAUCUAAGUACGCUCAGAUUGUCGAUCAUUGUUCGAAUUCCAAAUUAUUUACUCGUCAACGAAGCGGAAUUACAAGAUCAACAUUCUGCAAUGCAUUUCAACAGAACGCGCGCGGCCAUGAAAAAAGAACACCAAGAAAACGUAUCGUUUCGGGUGAUUGCAUCACAGUAUUGCCUGAUAAGGAAGUAUCAUCCAAAUGUGGCAAUGCGGCAACUCAAUACAAUUCUACUAAAAUGUCUUCACUUAAAUCUGACUCUACUAAAAUACCUUUAUGGAAAACCAACUCUACCGUGAGGCCUAAUAUGAAGUUGUUCCUUAAAUCUACCCCAACAAAAUCGUUAAAGCCGCGAAAGAGUGAAAAUGUCAAUUCUAUCUUUCAUUUUUACUGUCAGAAAAAAUUAAAGUCCAAAUUAACUAGGUACGAAAGCGUUUGCUUAUAACCUGCUAGUUAGGACGAAAAAGUGAAGAAUAGUACCCAAUGUUGACACUUUAUCUAAAUUUUACAAAUAUUAUAUUCAGUAUAAAUAAUUAUUACUGAGAUAUUCAUUUUAUUUUUUAUGACACUUAUAUUUAAAUUACGUAAUUGACAAGAAUAAAUAUAUUUUUUAAUUUAUAUAUGUACAUACAUAUUUUUUUAGUUAAAUGUAUAUAACGUUGAUUAGCUUAUACUUUUUUGUUUUUUUUUAUGGAUAUAGACUGUAUUAAUCAAAGCUAUUGUAUGUUGACCUAAAGAUUCAAAUAUGAAGAUGUUUUUUCCUU